GGUUACAGAUCCUUGGCCUUUCGGUGAGGAGAUGCCCAGUGCCGGCCUGUUCUCCAGGAUUAGUCUCAAAUUCUUCGCGACUUCUUCCUGCAAGUUGCCUGACCAUCCUGCAGCCACAGAACAUCUGCCGUAGUUCACUUUUGCACACAACAGCCAGCAAUGCCAGUUACAGAAACACAAUCUUCGAAGACAAGGCUCGGAAUAAAAUGGGCAAUGUCAACGUUAUGCCCCCCAAUUUUCUGAAGCACAAUGAGGUGGUCUACCCUCCGACCAAACCUGGAGAGCCAGAAAGACCUGCUGAGGUUUGUCAUUCCAGGUUCCAGAUCAAGUACAGUAUGAAGAAGCUUUGGUUUGUUGCAGUCAUGGUUCGGGGGAUGUCUAUAGAUGAGGCAAUCAAACAGCUCUCCUUCUACAAAAGAAAGGGGGCUGCUCAUGUAAAAGAGGUGUUGGAAGAGGCCCAGGAAAUGGCUGUGAGGGACCACAAUGUUGAAUUCAAAUCAAAUCUCUGGAUAGCCGACUCCUUUGUGACAAAAGGCAUCGUUGUGAAAGGAGUCCGAAAGCAUGCCCGUGGCCGAAAGGGCAUCAUCCACUACCGCUACACAAACUACUAUGUGAGACUGAGGGAGGGCAAGCCCCCUGAACACUACUACGCACCGGAGAAGACUGGCAAUGAGUUGAUGGCUGACUACAUCAGAAAACACCGACAGAAGGAGAUCUUUUUUGGGUUGUAG
Molecule: messenger RNA, 731 nt
Organism: Candidula unifasciata
Lineage: Eukaryota; Metazoa; Mollusca; Gastropoda; Stylommatophora; Geomitridae
Source: the annotation of a GenBank genome assembly